Emiliania huxleyi CCMP1516 is the source of this 2706-nucleotide messenger RNA. RefSeq lists its product as hypothetical. NCBI's taxonomy places the organism in Eukaryota, Haptophyta, Isochrysidales, Noelaerhabdaceae. Bases 169 to 1962 code for a protein of 597 amino acids. The transcript has 2 exons. The record is from RefSeq and is a predicted model, not a curated record.
UCAAUGAAAGUGGAAAGGAGCGAAUGAAACGCAGACCCCACACGCGCGACCCCCCCCCCCAGGUCCGUUCCCCCAACACCCUCUCACUGGACACACACACUCACCCCGAGGGAGAGAACGUACACCCCCGAAUGAACUCUCUCUCUCUCUCACUCUCUCUCCGCGCACAUGCUGAUGUGCAUGCUAUGCAUGCUAUGCAUGCUAUGCAUGCUAUGCAUGCUAUGCAUGGUGGCAAGUGGGCAUCCCAGUGAGCCGGCCGUGGCCCCUCCGGGCGCGCGCUCGGCAGCGCGUCUACUUGCACGCCGGCGGCUGCGGCGGCGCCGGGCAGGAGGGCACCGGGCCGCAGACGUUGCCGUAGAUCAGCGGCACGCCAAAGGGCUUGACCUGGACCGCGAGCAGGCCGUAGCCCGGGCCGCACUUGAUGUACCCCAGCCAGGGCUCGAAGGCCAUGUUGAGCCCGUUGAGCAGGUCGAACACGAAGCAGAGGCCCAUCCUCUUGGCCGUCCCGGGGCAGCAGAUGUCGUGCUUCGGGCAGAGGAUCCCCUUGAGCAGGCAGAUGACGUCGUGGAAGAUGGCCGACACGAGGCAGUUGACGCCGCCGAGCGUGCAGUACACAAACACGGCCACGUCCUCCAGGACCACGCACAGCUCGUGCAGCACCGAGCCGAGCACGUCGCGGACGAGCGCCGUGACGUCGCCGAGGAUGGUGCAGACCAACCACUCGACAUUCUUGAGCAGGCAGCAGGUGAAGUCGAAGAUGCCGUGCAGCAGCGCCGCGAUCUUGCAGAAGAGGCCGCGCAGGUCCACCAGGUCCCUCACCUCGCAGAGGAUGGUGCCGACAAGCGCCGCGAUCUUCUCGCCGAUCGACGGCAGGUUGAGCUUCUGCAGGAAGCAGACGACGCCCGCGAGCACGUCCUGAACGAGCCGGCCGACGUUGGCGAGGAUGCACUGCACGAUCCUGAGCGUCUUGCCGACGAGGCCGCCGACGCCGCACAGCAGCGCCUUGACGGCGCAGAAGACCUCCUUCACCGUGCAGCCCACCUCCUUGGCGAUGAACUCGAGGAAGCACCGGAUCGGCUUCAGAAUCUUCGCCACGGCGCAGCCGAUCGCCUCGAGAAGCAGCUUGACCUGAUCGAGCUCGUCCUGGACGACGCAGGCGACGCCCGAGAGGAUGUCGCUGACGAUGCCGUCGAUGCCCGGCAGCAGCGCGCAGAUCGCGGGGAAGAUCUUGUUGACCUGCCCAAGGAUCCAAGACACGCCGUGCAGGAUGGCGCCCACCAGCUUGGAGACCUCGGUGAAGAGCCAGCAGAGGAAGGUGUCGAUGCUGCCCAGCAGCUCCUCCACGAAGCAGCCGACCUUUUCCAGCAGGCCGUGCACGUAGCACAGCGCGUCGCCCACCAGCUCACAAUCUUGCUCGUCUCGCACGCGACGCCGUUCAGGAUCAUCCGGACCGCCGCGAAGACGUCGGACAGCGUGCAGCCGACGGCCUUGGCAACCAUCUCGAGGAAGCCCUUGAGCUCGGUGAAGAGAUCGCAGAGGAAGUUGCCGGAGACCUCGUGCAGGCAGAGCUUGAGCGCGCCCUUGCUGUCCACGCCCUUGCGCUGGAUGUGGCCGAAGAGGCACAGCGCGCUCUGCUCGAUGGCCGGAAACACCUUGCCGAUGGCGCAGCCAAUCUUGUCGACGGCGCCGAGGCAGUGGUGCGGGCCGCCGAGGAUGGAGCAGAGAAGCUGCUCGAUGUCGAGCAGGAGGUGGCAGAGGAAGCCCGAGACGCCGCCGAAGAGGCCCCGCAGGAAGAUGGCGACCUCGCACAGGGCGUGCCUGACCAGGCGGAAGACGUCGCCCAGGACCUCCUUGACGAGGCCCAUGGCGUCGCUGACAACCUUGCCCGUCGCAACGAGGACGCCAUCCACGACCUUCUUCGUGUCGCAGAGGAUGGUAAAGACGAUCGACGCCACGUUCUGAAGCAGAAAGCGCACCGCCGAGAAGACCGUGCACAGGAGGUGCUCGAUGUUCUCAAAGAGGCAGCGCAGGUCGACGAGGCUGGACACCUCGCGGAGAAUGCCGCCCACGAGCGCCUCGAUGCUGGCGAAGAGCUUGGUCGGAAGGAUGCACUUGAGGAGCGCGACAACUCCCUUCUUGAUCUCGGAGAGCAGCUCGCCGACAUUCUUGAGGAUGCACUCGACAAUCUUGCCGAUCGAGCCGGUCAGGUCCUCCACGCCGCCGAGCAGCGCCUGCACGGCCUGGUAGACUUCGUCGAGCGUGCAGCCAACCGUCGUCGCGAUGUUGCUCAGGAAAUGCUUGAUGCCGUCGAAGAGGUGCCCCGUGGACAGCUCCUUGAGCAGGCAGGCGACGGCCUCGAGCGAGCCGCCCGCGGCGUCCACCACGGCCUUGAAGAUGUGCUGGAGACCCUUGGCGAGGCCGGCCUCGCCCGGCAGGAGCUGGCAGAUGGCGGGACCGAUGGCAUCGAUCAGGCCGGCAAACUCCGCCAGCAGUGCAGGCUGCAUCUCGAUCUUGCCGCGAGGCACCUUCGCCGCGUCGUCGCUGAUGUCCGCGGACGGCAGAGCGAGAGGAGCGAGCUUCUUGGGCGGCGACGCGCGCGCCUUUGCGAUGUACUCCCUCGAGGGCGGCGGCAUCAGCGGCGAGCCGGGGCUGUUCUUGCUGAAAAGCGGCAUGGCUGCGAGGGUCGAAAGAGGGAGUGUGGCUGUU